AGGCAUUGAACAACUCAUUUUCAUCCAUUAAAAAUAAACACGUUGAAAGCUUGGUUUGGCCAAAUGUAACAGUGGAAGCGUCAGAAAUGAUGAGCGCGGCACAAUAGGGGUCAAGGGUCCCUCUGGAAGACAGUGAGCUAGGACCUUUUGGAACUAUGAUGCACCGUGAUGCACCUUUACUGCACCUUUUUUUUUUUUUUUACAAUGCAGUAAAAGCGACCAUAAAGCAAUGCAAUGUACAAGACUGUUUGCAGCUUUCAGCUGCCUCACUUGUUCAACUCUGCUUUGGCUUGCAUGCAUGGACGAUUUGCUCACGAUUCAAACUCCCCCUCUUUCAAAUGAUAUUUUACCCACAAUCCCCUGUGCAUGUGCAAUACCCCCCUUUUUUGUGCAAUUUUCUUGACUUAACCUAAAGCGAAAUAUACGACACAGUGGAGCAGUCUGGUCGGACUGGGAGGAGUCUGCAGCCGCCUGCUCUUUUAAUUGGCUGCGGGCUACAGUGAGAAGCGUGAGUAUCGCUAAUUAUUCAGAAAUGUUUUGCACAAGAAAUGUUGGACAGAAUGGGCGAUCUUCACCCUAGCACAGCCAUGACAUGCCCCAACAACCAGGCUGCCAAUCCGUUUUUUGUGGAUUCGCUAAUCAACGUCAGGGGCGAUGCCGGCUCGUAUUACCACAGCAACGGCGUGUAUUUACCCCCGGAAUACUCCUAUGGACUCCCCGCUGGCUCCUCUUGCUUCCCGGGAAUCGCGAAGCGAACCGAGGUGAGCGCACCGACUGGCAUCCCGCCUUCCGCACCCUAUGCUCCGGGCAUGGAGACAUGGCUGGAGGCGUCUCGCUCCUGCAGGGUGGAGCAGCCCGGCGGCCAACAUCUGACCCAGCAGUGCUCCUUCUCCGCCGCGAUAAAGGAGGAGAACGCCUAUUGCCUCUACGAAUCUGAUAAAUGCCCCAAAGGAGCCACGGUGGAGGAGAUCUCCUUUUCCGGAGCGUCGUGUCCGCCCACAGGCGGCAGCACUGUGCCGGUUCCCGGCUACUUCCGCUUGUCGCAGACCUACGCCUCCUCCAGGCUUUACCACCAAGCCCAGCCGAGCGUGAAUGACUUCCCUCCGCAGCGACCUCCCCGUGCGCCCGCGCAGCUGGCUCCACCCGCUCCGGCCGCUUCCUCCAGGCAGCGGGAGAGCCACGAGGAUGCGCCCGCCUCCGAGCCCUGCGUCCCGGCCAGAGAGGAGGACAGCCGGCUGUCCUCCGAUGAGUCGUCGUCCCCGGAGCCUGCGGAUGCAUGCGACGUGGACUGUGAAGAAAAGCCAUUAAAAGAUGCUGGCAAAAUAGAGAGUCCGGCGAACUGGCUGACCGCCAAGAGUGGCAGAAAAAAGCGCUGUCCCUACACUAAGCACCAAACUCUGGAGCUGGAGAAGGAGUUUCUGUUCAACAUGUACCUGACCAGGGAGCGGCGCUUGGAGAUCAGCCGCAGUGUGCACCUCACCGACAGGCAAGUGAAAAUUUGGUUCCAGAACAGGAGGAUGAAAUUGAAAAAAAUGAGCCGGGAGAACAGGAUCCGGGAGCUGUCCGGAAACUUCGCUUUCUCCUGAGACUUAGCGGACUCAUCCCCAUCGCAGCCGACGGUGAGAAGAACCGGACCUUCUGUGCUAGGCUAACUUAUUGAAUGUUAUUCUUUCCGCUUUUUAUCGUCGUGGAUGUGUAUUUAUAUAAAUGACAUUUGUAACCGGUGUGUUUGAAAUGUUCAGAAUGUGAACGCAAUGUAUGUACAUAAUGUAAAGUGAAAGCAUUGCUACGUGCAUGUAUACCUCCUCAGUGUUACAGUAAGAAAUGAAUGUGUAUUUGCACACUUUUGCUGGUCAACGUAAUAAUAAUAAUAAAAACAAUCCUUGUAAA
This is a messenger RNA of Hippocampus comes (tiger tail seahorse), 1890 nucleotides long. It is a transcript of the gene hoxa10b, whose product is annotated as homeobox A10b. Bases 549 to 1586 code for a protein of 345 amino acids. Gene Ontology annotation, molecular function: DNA-binding transcription factor activity, RNA polymerase II-specific; RNA polymerase II cis-regulatory region sequence-specific DNA binding. NCBI's taxonomy places the organism in Eukaryota, Metazoa, Chordata, Actinopteri, Syngnathiformes, Syngnathidae. Gene Ontology annotation, biological process: regulation of transcription by RNA polymerase II. The record is from RefSeq and is a predicted model, not a curated record. The transcript has 2 exons. Gene Ontology annotation, cellular component: nucleus.